AAAGAGCAGGUUGCUUGGAAGGGUCAAGAUGGCGAACUUUGGUGGUCUUACUUAAGCCGAUCGGCCCAAUUAGGUAUUCUAGAAAAGCUACAAUUUAAUGAAAUUCAAUCAGUUCUACACAUAGUCUGGAAUUAAAAGCAGUGGACUAGAAACUGCUCGCGCUUAGACUUACGCCACGGGUUCGAGCAAACAGAGCCUCUUGUCUCUGGUACUCAGGUUUAUCAGAAUUUCAAUAGAACAUGGAUACGUCUACAGGCACGUUGCUGAAUGGGGCGGUGAAGCAUCCCCUUUUGUUGGCGGAUCCGUGGUUUAUGAUCACCGUGCUGGGCCUCUACCUUUACGUGGUGAACAGCGUCCUUCCGCAAUUCAUGCUGUUCCGCAAGCCAUUUGAGCUAAAGAAAUUUAUGCUACUGCAUAAUGUUAUCCAGGUGGUGUCCUGUAUUUAUGUCAUUCGUGAGAUUCUUUUCGUUACGGAUAAUGGUGUUAUUUACUUCUGGAAGUGCCGCCAACUGAGCCAAAGUACUGAGAAUGUGCGGCGACACUUCAGCCUGGCCUACUUCCUAUUUUGGCUGAAGCUAUCCGAGCUGGUGGAGACUAUGAUCUUUGUGCUGCGCCAGAAACAGAACCAGGUGACCAAGCUGCACCUCUUCCAUCAUGUGGCCACUUUGACGCUCGUCUAUCUGCUGAUUCACUACAAUCAAAAUGGUUCUUCCGCCUACUUCUGCGCCUUCCUCAACUCCAUUGUGCACAUCAUCAUGUACUCCUACUACUUCGUAGCAGCGGUGGCAGACAAGUCCAUAGUGCGCACUUUGCAGCCCAUUAAAAAGUCCAUCACAGUGAUCCAAAUGGUGCAGUUCGCCCUCAUCCUUGUCCAGCUGCCAACCCAGAUCGUUCUGUGCGGCGUACCUCGGGGAGUAAUUAUCUACUUUGGCACCGUGAUUAUUGCCAUGUUCUAUGGAUUCUACGACUUCUACACUAAUGCCUACAAGUCCGAUCAUCGCGUCAAAAAUCGGGAGUGAAACAAAAUGUACACAAAAUAUAUAGUCCCAGCAGACUGUGAAAAGCGAA
Molecule: messenger RNA, 1068 nt
Organism: Drosophila bipectinata
Lineage: Eukaryota; Metazoa; Arthropoda; Insecta; Diptera; Drosophilidae
Product: very long chain fatty acid elongase 7
Biological process (GO): fatty acid elongation, saturated fatty acid; fatty acid elongation, monounsaturated fatty acid; fatty acid elongation, polyunsaturated fatty acid
Cellular component (GO): endoplasmic reticulum membrane
Molecular function (GO): fatty acid elongase activity
Source: RefSeq, a predicted model, not a curated record